AUGAGCACUCAUGGCAACCCUUUAAUGCAGCCUUCACAGCCACAACAACAACAACAGCCUCGACCUAUUCACCCAUUGAGCACACCCUUGACAUCACAUCAACAACAGUCUGCACCAAUAGAUAUCAUGAACUCACCUCUUGGAGGCGGAGGACCUGCCAUCAGUCCAUCCACCCAAUACACCGGAGGUGUAUCAUCACAGUCCACUGCAGCACAAGGUGGACUCGCAGGUGACGAACCAACCCUUCGCAAGUUAAUGAAAGUAGGCAACUGGAACAAUGUGUUCAAGGUGGCAGACAUGUGCAUUGCAAGCUCAAACAACCCUCAAUCAAUAUUGCAGUAUAAGCUGUGUCGUAUCAUCUCACAUACCAAGAUGAAGAACUAUAAGGCAGCUUAUGAUGAGAUACAGGGUAUUGGAGACAUUCGUGAUCUGGUCAACUGCUUUGAAGCCUAUCCACAGUUGUUCCCCAAUCGCAAGGGUACAAUGGUACCAUUCUCACUGCGUAUCAUAAAGGCCGAGUUGGCAUUCCUGCUUGGCGUCGAGAAGUACCAGUUGGAUGCACUCUACGCUCUGUUGGCCAUUUGCAAGCGAGAGAUAUUGAACUUGGAGCUACAACAGCAACAACAACAGCAGCAACAACAACAACAGAAACACCAUAAGGCUGUUCAGUCUGCUGAUAGUACUGUACCAUCGAUCGAGACACAACAGGUAUACCUGUCACAAUUGGACUCCAUGACGAAUGCAGCCACAACAGCCAAUGCCACGACAUCUCUGUUGACACCGACGUCAUCACCACCCCUCAACCCAGCCUCAUCAUCUCCACCAAGCAUCAACAACCUCAAUCUCAACGUUCCAGCUGAGGAGAUAUUCGAGAACAAUGCAUCAGGUGACAAUGACUCCAAUGCCAUAUCAAUAUGGAAGAUGAGAGAACGCAGGAUAGUAUUCUCAAUUGUAACAUUUAUCAUCAUCCAGAAGAAUAAGGACUUCCUUCUGGCCAUCAAGAUCCUGGAGGAUCUUAUCCAUCGCCAACAGGCAGACUACUGGACUCUUUCAGCUCUAGGACGCAUUCAUCUACAGAUGGGCAACAUAGCCAAUGGCGAGGCAGUGUUUAAGAUUGCCGACAGAUUGAUACCCGAGCCCGAUAUCUCCAUGGUGUCAUGGAUGAACAAGGGACUGCUAGCUGUGGCCAGCGAUCAGUAUCCACGAGCAAUCGAGUGUUUUGACCGCAUCCUAAAGUUGGAGCCAAACAAUGUCGUGGCAGCCAACAACAAAUGUAUUGCAAUGCUCUAUACUUGUGAUCUGAGUGGCGCCGUCGCCACCAUGGAGCAGCUGAUGCAGAAGGAGAAGGAUAAGUCAAUUGACGAGACACUUAUCUUCAACAUCUGCUCGCUAUACGAGUUGUCCAGCGAGCGCAGCAAUGAGAAGAAGAAGGCAAUCAUGGUCGAUGUUGCCAGGCGCGCACCAGACAACUUUGACUUCAAGGUGUUUAAGAUCACUCAGCCUCAGACUCAAUAA
Molecule: messenger RNA, 1515 nt
Organism: Acytostelium subglobosum LB1
Lineage: Eukaryota; Evosea; Eumycetozoa; Acytosteliales; Acytosteliaceae
Exons: 3
Coding region: 1-1515 (504 amino acids)
Cellular component (GO): Golgi apparatus; TRAPP complex
Molecular function (GO): protein binding
Source: RefSeq, a predicted model, not a curated record